AUGGACAAGGUCACCUCUGUUGCCAUUCCUCUUGCCUUGGCUGCGUUUUCCCUCUACAUGAUUGAAAGAGAAGAGAUGGGUUCUAUGUUCAGUGGAAACCGAUUAAACAAAGAAGAGAUGGAGGUUGUAAUGAACAAAGCCAAAGAGAUCGUCUCUGAAGUCGUUGUCUUCAGCAAGACGUACUGUGGUUAUUGCCAGAGGGUGAAACAGCUGUUGACACAGCUUGGAGCAACUUUUAAAGUGCUUGAGCUCGAUGAGAUGAGUGAUGGAGGUGGGAUCCAAUCAGCUUUAUCUGAGUGGACAGGACAGAGCAUUGUUCCUAAUGUUUUCAUCAAAGGCAAACAUAUCGGUGGCUGCGAUAGGGUGAUAGAUAGUAACAAGCAAGACAAGCUUGUGCCUCUACUUACUGAAGCUGGUGCUAUCGCCAAUAACUCUUCUCAGCUUUGA
Eruca vesicaria subsp. sativa (arugula) is the source of this 447-nucleotide messenger RNA. The record is from the annotation of a GenBank genome assembly. NCBI's taxonomy places the organism in Eukaryota, Viridiplantae, Streptophyta, Magnoliopsida, Brassicales, Brassicaceae.